Molecule: messenger RNA, 3455 nt
Organism: Silurus meridionalis
Lineage: Eukaryota; Metazoa; Chordata; Actinopteri; Siluriformes; Siluridae
Product: low-density lipoprotein receptor-related protein 8-like
Exons: 18
Coding region: 129-2996 (955 amino acids)
Molecular function (GO): protein binding; calcium ion binding
Source: RefSeq, a predicted model, not a curated record
AGGACAGGAGGAGGAGGAGGAGGAGGAGGACAGGACGGCGCUCUGCUCCACUCCGCUCUUCUCCGCUCUGCUGUAACCGGGUUUUCUCCCUUUGUUCGGUUCCGGUGGAUGAACGCUGUAAUCACGAGAUGUGGAUGUUCUUCUGGCGGAUACUGUUCCUUCUCCACCUGCUCGUCCUGCAGCCGUGUCACGGGAAAGGGUCUGAGACGGAGUGUGAGGACGGACAGUUUCAGUGCAAGAACAAGAAGUGCAUCCCGACCAUCUGGAGAUGCGACGACGAUGACGACUGCUCCGACAACAGCGAUGAGGAAGACUGCCUGAAAAGCACCUGUGACCCUGCGGAGUUUGCAUGUCAGAAUGGACAGUGUGUGUCCAGCCGCUGGCUCUGUGAUGGAGAACCCGAGUGCUCAGACGGAUCAGACGAGGCCGAGUCCACCUGCACUGUGAAACAGACGUGUCCUCCAGACAAGUUUGACUGCAGAGGGACCUGUGUGUCUCCAGCAUGGAGGUGUGAUGGUGAGAGAGACUGUGAAAGUGGAGCAGAUGAAGAAGACUGCGCCGCAGAUGCUCGCUCCUGCGCUUCCGGAGAGUUCCAGUGCCGUAACCUGAAGUGCAUGUCUCCAGCGUACGUGUGUGACGGCGAUGACGACUGCGGCGACGGGACGGACGAGGAGCAGUGUUCUCCCCCGACGUGCGGCCCGCUGCAGUUCCGCUGUAACAGCUCCGAGUGCGUCCCUCAGCCCUGGACCUGUGAUGGAGAUCCGGACUGCUUUGAUGGAUCAGACGAGUGGGAGGGGCUGUGCGGCAGCGGAGCGGCCCGAACCCUACCCCCGCCCACUCUCAGGCAGGAGUGCAGCGCCGGGAAGUUCCGCUGCGGGAGCGGAGAGUGCAUCAAGCUAGCGUGGAGGUGUGAUAAAGACCCGGACUGCAUGGACAGAUCGGACGAAUCCGACUGCCCUCUCCUGACAUGCCGACCUGAUGAGUUCCAGUGUGGAGAUGGUUCCUGCAUCCACGGCAUCAAACAGUGCAAUAAAGCCUUUGACUGUCUCGACCGAAGUGAUGAAGCUGGCUGUGUUAAUGCCACAAAAUGUGAAGGACCAUUGAAGUUCCUCUGUAGAAAUGGAGAGUGUAUCGAUGGAGCAAAGGUGUGUGAUGACGUCAAGGACUGUAAGGAUCGCUCGGACGAGCCCAAGAGGGAAUGUGGUUUAAACGAAUGCACCAUGAACAACGGAGGCUGUUCUCACAGCUGUGUGGAUCGACCCAUCGGCUAUGAGUGUCAGUGUCCCGCUGGGUACAAACUCCUGGAUAAAAAGACAUGUGGAGACAUCGAUGAGUGUGAGAACCCGGAUUCCUGCAGUCAGAUCUGCAUCAACCUCAAAGGAGACUUCAAGUGCGAGUGUCACCGGGGAUACGAGAUGGACCCAGUGAGCAGAACCUGCAAAGCCGAGGGAAAAAGUCCGUACCUGAUGUUCACUAACCGUCACGAGAUCCGACGCAUCGACCUGCUGAAGCGGGACUACACGCAAGUCGUUCCCACUCAGAAAAACGCCGUGGCCAUCGCCGUGGACGUCGCCGCCAACCGCAUGUUCUGGUGCGACCGCUUCCAUCGAAGGAUCUACAGCGCCUACAUCCAUGAGGCAAGUGACCCAGCCCGUCACAUGACCCUGAUCGACUCUGAGCUGCUCUCCCCUGAGGGUCUGGCUUUAGACUGGGGCCAGCACAACCUCUACUGGACCGACUCGGGUCAUGGCACCAUCUCAGUGGCUUCAUCUGAUGGCAGCAGGAGGCGUGUCCUGAUCCACACUGACCUGAGUGAACCGAGAGCCAUCGCUGUGGCUCCAGAGCAAGGGUUCAUGUUCUGGUCUGAUUGGGGAACGAGGCCUAAGAUCGAGAAGGCGGGGAUGAACGGAGUGGACAGACAGGUUUUAGUGUCUGAGGGCAUUGAGUGGCCCAACGGUAUCACGCUGGAUGUAGUGGGGAAGAGAUUGUACUGGGUGGACUCAAAGCUCCAUCUGAUCUCCAGUGUGGACUAUAACGGAGCUCAGCGCAGAGUGAUCUUGUCCUCCAGCGAGAGACUAGGCCAUCCCUACGCCCUCGCCGUGUUCGAGGAUCGUGUGUACUGGACAGACCGACAGAAGGAGGCCGUGUUCAGUGUGAACAGACUCAGCGGGCAGGAUGUGACCAGCCUCGCCGAACGCCUCAAAGAUCCACACGAUAUAGUGGUGUUCCACGAGCUGAGUCAGCCCCAAGCUGCAGACAGCUGUAACCUGGCCGGUGUGAGAAACGGAGGCUGUGUGUUCCUGUGCCUGCGCGCUCCUCAGAUCAGCGAUCACUCACCCAAAUACACGUGUGCAUGUCCCGAUGGCGAGGAGCUGAGCCCGGACACGCGAGUGUGUGUCCCCGUCCAAAACAUCACGGUCGCCCCGACGUUCCCCAGCUUCCCUCCUACCAGCACCGCGGAUUCAGACCCCGGGAACUCAAACGGCUCACAUGAGGUCAUGACCUUUCAGGAAAAGACCGUUCCUUCAGAGCUUAUACUGAAUAUCACGGUGACGUCCACUCAGAUCCCCAGUGUGCUGCCGAGCACGCCUACAGGAGACACCACCAACCUGUCUCAUCACUCUGGAAACGAGUUGCUUCUCCUUGGACACAGUGUCCCUGUGGCUGUGCUCGGAGUUGGAAUUCCCAUCGUGGGCUUAGUUCUGCUUCUCUCCGCUUCCUGUCUGAUUUAUCGUAACUGGAGACUCAGGAGCACCAAGAGCAUGAACUUCGACAACCCCGUGUACCGUAAGAGCACGGGCGAGACCGAGGAGGACGAGAUCCACAUCGGGAGGAGCGAGGGCCUCGCCCCGCACCACCACCCUUACCCCGUGCCUGUGGUCGGCACGGCGACCACGCGUCCGCCGUUCAUCGCUCUGCCUAUGGGGUCCGGCGCCGUUACGGACUCUGUCCCGCACUGGUACACGGAGCCGCCCACCAUCAGCGCCACCAAGUGAACGCCGGUGACGACUCCGCACGAGAGCCGGGGUUUCCAUAGGAACAGUGUGUCAUGAGACACGGAGCUGAGGCAUGAGUGUCAAACGUGUGUAGGCAGCCAGAUCGUGUGUAGCAGGGGUGUGGGGUGUGUCUCCAACGAGCCCACGUGUGAAUGAUGAGCAGCAAUGUAAAGAUACGAUUAGGUGCUGUGCUGUAGGGAUGCUGUAGCUCCGCCCCCUUUACUCAGGAGACACGGAGACAGAGAUCUGAAGGAAUUAGAACACCGAUUAUUUCAUUGAAUCAGUCAGUAAUUAGUCCUAUAGAUUUUCAGUCCAUUUCCUUUCAACAUCAAAGUGAAAACUUUUACAAAAUUCGUAAAUGUAACAUUUACUGCUGCAGGACCCCUAACCCUUAACUCUAACCCUAACCCCUAACCCUAAACCUUAACGCUAACCCUAACCCCUAACCCCUAACCUUUA